CAGAACACGAGCUCAGUAACUGUGCCAGAAACACUGUUGUUUGUUUCAACCCUUGAUGGAAGUUUACAUGCUGUCAGCAAGAGGACAGGAGCAAUCAAGUGGACUUUAAAAGAAGAUCCUGUACUCCAGGUGCCAAUACAUGUGGAAGAGCCAGCAUUUCUUCCAGACCCAAAUGAUGGCAGCUUGUAUACGCUGGGUGGCAAGAAUAAUGAAGGCUUGACUAAACUUCCCUUUACUAUCCCAGAGCUGGUGCAGGCAUCUCCCUGUCGCAGUUCAGAUGGGAUCCUCUACAUGGGUAAAAAACAGGAUAUUUGGUACGUGGUCGACCUCAUGACUGGGGAGAAACAGCAAACCUUGACUUCUUCAUUUGCAGAAAGUCUUUGCCCGUCAACAUCCCUCCUGUAUCUUGGGAGAACAGAGUACACGAUCACAAUGUAUGACACCAAGAAGAAGGAGGUGAGAUGGAAUGCCACCUAUUUUGAUUAUGCAGCUACUCUGCCUGAUAAAGACAUAAAAUACAAAAUGUCCCACUUCGUGUCCAACGGCGACGGGCUGGUGGUGACGGUGGACAGCGAGUCUGGGGACGUGCUGUGGAUCCAGAAUUACGCCUCUCCUGUGGUGGCGUUUUACAUCUGGCAGCGCGAGGGGCUGCGCAAGGUGAUGCACACCAACGUGGGCAUCGAAACGCUGCGGUACCUGACCUUCAUGUCUGGGGAGGUUGGACACAUCACCAAGUGGAAAUACCCUUUCCCAAAGGAAACGGAGACCAAGAGCAAACUGACACCAACCCUGUAUGUGGGGAAAUACUCCACGAGUUUGUAUGCGUCGCCAUCGAUGGUGCACGAAGGAGUAACUGUUGUGCCCCGCGGCAGUGCCAUACCCUUACUGGAGGGCCCCAAGACAGAAGGAGUCACGAUUGAGGACAACGGCGAGUGUGUGAUCACCCCCAGUACGGACGUGAAGCUUUCAGGCAGACUGAAAGGGAAGAACAAACUCAAUUACUGGAACGACUGGCUUUUAAUAGGGCACCAUGAAACACCAUUAUCUGCCCCUACAAAGAUGCUGGAGAAAUUCCCAAGCAACCUACCUAAGAGGCCUGAAAAUGUGAUUCCGGCUGACUCUGAUAAAGCCACUAUUGAAGAGGUCAUUGAUAUUGUUGAAGGUUCUUCAACAGAAGUGCCUCCUGCUGUUCCAAAGGAUAUUGAGGAGAAACUUGCUCACCCUGUCUUUCGUCCAGAGGCUCCUGUGGACUCCAUGUUGAAAGACAUGGCCACCAUCAUUCUCAGCACCUUCCUGCUUGUGGGCUGGGUGGCUUUUAUCAUCACCUAUCCCAUGAGCGUGCACCAGCAGCAACAGAGGCAGCAUCAGCUGGAAGAGAAGAUACAGCUCUUGCAGCAGCAGAAGCUGCCCUUCCAUGCUCCCAGUGAUGUACCCGCAGAGGCGGAUUUCAUGGACACCUCCUGUGGGCGGACGGAGAGCUCAGCUACCAGCACACCAAACAUGUCCCCCCGAGCAUCCAACCAUUCUGCAUACUCCAGCAUCUCCACAUCUGACGUUGGGAGCUGUCUCUCCACUGAGCAAGAAGAGAGGGAUGAAGAUGUGAGCAGAGUGAUGGUUGGCAAGAUUUCAUUUAACCCAAAAGAUGUACUGGGACACGGAGCUGAAGGGACAAUUGUUUACAGGGGGACGUUCGAUAACCGCGAUGUGGCAGUGAAGAGGAUUCUCCCCGAGUGCUUCAGCUUCGCCGACCGGGAGGUGCAGCUGCUGCGGGAGUCGGACGAGCACCCAAACGUGAUCCGCUACUUCUGCACGGAGAGGGACCGGCAGUUCCAGUACAUCGCCAUCGAGCUCUGCGCUGCCACGCUGCAGGAGUAUGUUGAGCAGAAGGCCUUCAGUCAGCACGGCUUGCAGCCCAUCGCUCUGCUGCAACAGACGACAUCUGGUCUUGCCUACCUGCACUCCCUCAGUAUUGUCCACAGGGACCUGAAGCCCCAUAACAUCCUCAUCUCGAUGCCCAACGCCCACGGGAAGGUCAAAGCCAUGAUCUCAGACUUCGGCCUGUGCAAGAAGCUGGCAGUGGGCCGGCACAGCUUCAGCCGCCGCUCGGGGGUGCCGGGCACCGAGGGCUGGAUUGCCCCGGAGAUGCUGAGUGAAGACUGCAAAGAGAACCCCACAUACACCGUGGACAUCUUUUCAGCUGGCUGUGUCUUCUACUACGUGGUCUCCGAAGGCAGCCAUCCCUUCGGCAAGUCCCUCCAGCGGCAAGCCAACAUCCUGCUGGGUGCAUACAGCCUGGAGUCCCUCAGUGCUGGGCGGCACGAAGACAUAGUUGCUCGUGAUUUAAUAGAGCAAAUGAUAAACAUGGACCCUCAGAAACGUCCAUCUGCCAGCUGUGUGCUAAAACAUCCAUUCUUUUGGAGUUUAGAAAAACAGCUCCAGUUUUUUCAGGAUGUCAGUGACCGGAUAGAGAAAGAAUUGUUAGAUGGGCCAAUCGUCAAGCAAUUAGAGAGAGGUGGAAGAGAGGUGGUGAAGAUGGACUGGAGAGAGCACAUCACUGUUCCUCUUCAGACAGAUCUUCGAAAAUUCAGAUCGUAUAAGGGAGGGUCGGUACGGGAUCUCCUGAGGGCGAUGAGAAAUAAGAAGCACCAUUACAGAGAGCUGCCUCCCGAAGUGCAGGAGACCCUGGGCUCCAUCCCAGAUGACUUUGUAUGUUACUUUACCGCUCGCUUCCCUCGGCUGCUCCUGCACACCUACCACGCUAUGCACAUCUGCUGCCAAGAAAGGCUGUUUCAGCAUUACUACCAUCAGGACUCUGCAGAGCUGAGCCUCGCAGGAGACGCUGUUUGA
Merops nubicus (carmine bee-eater) is the source of this 2847-nucleotide messenger RNA. RefSeq names its product endoplasmic reticulum to nucleus signaling 1 (gene ERN1). Gene Ontology annotation, molecular function: protein serine/threonine kinase activity; ATP binding; RNA endonuclease activity. Gene Ontology annotation, cellular component: IRE1-TRAF2-ASK1 complex. Bases 292 to 2847 code for a protein of 851 amino acids. Lineage: Eukaryota; Metazoa; Chordata; Aves; Coraciiformes; Meropidae. The transcript has 21 exons. The record is from RefSeq and is a predicted model, not a curated record. Gene Ontology annotation, biological process: protein phosphorylation; mRNA processing; intrinsic apoptotic signaling pathway in response to endoplasmic reticulum stress.